Pochonia chlamydosporia 170 is the source of this 1425-nucleotide messenger RNA. Its product is annotated as folylpolyglutamate synthase. Bases 1 to 1425 code for a protein of 474 amino acids. The transcript has a single exon. NCBI's taxonomy places the organism in Eukaryota, Fungi, Ascomycota, Sordariomycetes, Hypocreales, Clavicipitaceae. The record is from RefSeq and is a predicted model, not a curated record. Gene Ontology annotation, biological process: tetrahydrofolylpolyglutamate biosynthetic process. Gene Ontology annotation, molecular function: tetrahydrofolylpolyglutamate synthase activity; ATP binding. Gene Ontology annotation, cellular component: cytosol; mitochondrion; cytoplasm.
AUGUCUCGUACUUACCAGGACGCCCUUGAAAAGCUCACAUCCCUCCAGUCAAACCGCACCAUCACACAGCUCUUCGACACUACACAGGGAAACAACCAACCCCCAGCCCGGGAUCUCAACGCUCUCGCCAUCCCAGAAGUCACCAGAUGGCUAGAACGCGCGGGCUACACAACACAGGACCUCACCCGCAUGCGCCACAUCCACGUUGCUGGCACCAAAGGCAAGGGAUCGGUAUGCGCCUUCGCGACCUCCCUCCUCCGGCAGUACGGAACCGUAGGCACGUAUACGAGUCCACAUCUCGUUAGUCCCCGGGAGAGAAUAGCCAUAAAUGGCGAGCCCGUGUCCCAGGCACAAUUUGCCAGCGCUUUUUUCGAGCUCUGGGAUCGGUUUACAGAGUCUGCGAGGAGGGAAGGCGUGGAUGUUGAUGUUGCGGAGGGACCGACUACGAAGCCCUUCUUUUUUAGAUUUCUGACGAUUAUGGCGUGGCACAUCUUUUUAACGGAGGGGGUGACGAAUGUGGUUAUGGAGUGUGGAAUUGGGGGCGAGUAUGAUGCGACGAAUAUUUUGCCGGCGAGGGCUGUUUCUGCGGCUGUGAUUUCGCAAUUGGGUAUUGACCAUGUUGCUAUGCUGGGAGAGACGGUGGAGGAAAUUACGUGGCAUAAGGCAGGGAUAUUGAAGGAUGGGGUGAAGGGGUUUACGGUCAAAGCUGAGGCGAGUGUGAUGAGGGUGUUGAGGGAGAGAGCCGCUGAGAAGAAUGCCACGCUGGUGGAGGUUGAUAGCGGCGAGAUUGAAGCAUGGGGCGGCGUGGAGGGUAAUCUGAAGGGCGGAUUUCAGAAGCUGAAUCAGGCUUUGGCUGUCAUGGCUGUGAAGGAGCAUAUGGGUAUCUCGGGGGGAUUGGGAGUUAUACCGAGCGAAAUGGUCAAGGGACUGAGGGAAGCUACCCUGAGAGGAAGAUGCGAGGUAGUUCGUGAUGGAGACGGAACGUGGCUACUUGACGGGGCACAUACGAAGGAGAGUUUGGUCGAGGUGGCGAGGUGGUUGGGUCAGAAUGUGGACGAGGGCGAAGAGGUGGUCUUGGUGUUUAAUCAGCAGGAGCGGAAUGCGGGUGAGUUGCUGGCUGGGUUUCUGGAAGCGGCCGAGAGGGUAAUGGGACGGUAUGUUUUUGUGUCAGCUCUGUUUACGAGGAAUGAGAUGAAGGGAGUGGGAGAUGGCGAUGUUACUGUUCAGGAAGGAGCUGCGAGGAAGAUGACUGAGGUUGUGCCAGGCUGUACGACCGCGGUGUUUGACAACAUUGAGGAUACGAUUGAACAUGCAAGGACGCUUAUACAGAAUAAGGAUAAAAAGCAGGGCAAGGUUUUAGUAACGGGGAGUAUGCAUCUUGUCGGUGGUGCGUUGCGGGUUCUCGAGCCCGAUAGUCUAUUAUAG